CAGCAGCAGGAUGAGGUAAGGCUGAGUAUAAACAGCAGAAUCAGCCACAACAACAGCAGCAACAGGAUGAGGAGGAAGGAGAGGACAUAUCCAAAGGCCAGUAUGGCAUGAUGGAAAUGAUCCAGUCAAAGAGUAAACCUGACCGAUGUAUCGUCGACCUCAAACAGCUGACCCCUGAUCUCGGUGACCAGAAGGUUUGGGUCAGGGCAAGGCUGCAGACAAGCAGGAGUAAAGGUAAACAAUGCUUCUUCGUGCUGAGACAGAGCAAGUGGACCGUCCAGGCACUGGUCUAUGUGGGGGACAAAGUCAGCAAACAGAUGGUCAAGUUUGUUGCAGGAGUAACGAAGGAAUCGAUCGUAGAUGUGGAAGCCUAUGUACGGACUGUCUCCCAGAAAGUGACCUCGUGUUCCCAACAGGAGGUAGAACUGCAUUGUGAACAGGUAUGGGUGGUAAGUCCUGCAUUACCACGACUCCCACUACUGGUGGAGGAUGCUGCACGACCAGACAAUCCUGAUGAUGAAUUGGCUACAGUCAAACAAGACACCCGUCUGGAUAAUCGUGUGAUUGACCUACGCACCACAACAAACCAGGCCAUCUUUCGGUUGGAGGCAGGGGUCUGUAGGUUCUUCAGGGACGCACUGACAAAGGAGGGAUUUGUGGAGAUACACACACCGAAAAUCAUUUCGGCCGCGUCAGAAGGGGGCGCCAACGUUUUCACCGUCUCCUACUUCAAGAGCAAUGCCUACCUGGCACAGUCGCCUCAGCUCUACAAACAAAUGGCCAUAUGUGCAGACUUCGACAAGGUCUUCUCGGUUGGGGCAGUUUUCCGAGCAGAGGACUCCAAUACGCAUCGUCACCUGACAGAGUUCGUCGGACUCGAUAUGGAGAUGGCAUUCAAGUACCACUAUCACGAAGUCAUCGAUGUUAUAGGAAACCUGUUUGUCUCCAUCUUCAAAGGUCUUCGCGACAACUUUCAGGAGGAAAUAGAAACGAUAAACAAACAGUUUCCUGCAGAGCCAUUUAAAUUUCUGGAACCAAGUUUACGCCUGGAAUAUGUGGAAGCGGUCCAGAUGCUGAGGGACAAUGGCGUGGAGAUGGAUGAAGAGGAGGAUCUAAGUACACCCAACGAAAAAUUCCUGGGACGCCUCGUUAAGGCAAAGUACGACACUGAUUUCUACAUCCUGGACAAGUUCCCUCUGGCAGUGCGGCCAUUCUACACCAUGCCAGACCCGAACAACAAGAAAUGGUCCAAUUCCUACGACAUGUUUAUGCGAGGAGAAGAGAUUCUCUCCGGCGCCCAGAGGGUACACGAUUCAAAUUUCUUGAUUGAGAGGGCAAAACACCAUGGAAUAGAUCUAGAAAAAAUCAAGGCCUACAUUGAUUCCUUCAAAUAUGGAGCACCGCCUCACGCUGGUGGGGGUAUAGGUAUGGAGAGGGUGUGUAUGCUGUACCUCGGCCUCGACAACAUCAGGAAGACGUCCAUGUUCCCACGUGACCCCAAGAGACUCACCCCGUGAGCAACAUCUACUCAACCAAUCAGCUGCUGUCGCUGAUAACGUUCUCAACCAAUCACCUGCUGUUGUCGUUAACGUUUUAGUUAAUCUGGCUGAACUACUCUAUAAUAGUGCUAAGACAAAUGUGUCAUAUAUAUUUAUGUGUGUAUGUUCUGUAAAAAGGAGAUAGAUUGGUUGCUUAAAGGGAAACUCUGUGACUGUAUUAAAAUGUUCUAGGUUCCUUCCACGAACUUGAUUGAUUGGCUAUGAAAUAUUUACUGCCUCAAUUUCACAUCAUGUGACUUUUACAAUAUCUUAUAAAAAAAAGCCACAGGAAGUUUUAAAAGUUUAUAAUUAGGAUUUACAAAUGCGUAUCGACAUUUUGGAUAAAAAAUAUAAUGUUCUUUCACUUGACACUCUUUUGUUAGAGUAAUUGUGGUUCAUCACUUUUGAAAAAUAAUGGAAUAGACAUUGGUAAAAUAGCAUUGUUAUAAUCAAAAUCUGCCUAUACGGCUGGCAUAUAUGUUGGUGUCCGGGGAUAACUUACUGUCAAUUUUGUGUAAGUUUGUUCAAGUCUGCUGAUGUAUUUGAAAUUUUUGAAGGCGUCCUUUCAUAUUUGCCAUUUUCAUUGCAGGAUGACUGUUUUGUAAACAUGGCAUACCUGUUUUGUCAGUGGUCCUAUGUGUGAACUUUUUAUGUGAUACACAUCUGUUUUCAUAAGUUUGUGCAAUCAAUUAUAGUUGGUUAUGGCCAUUCUCGGUUAUGGCCAUUCUCUUUUUAAUAACAUUCAGUGUCAAAGUGAUCCUUUGAUGAAAGCCUGACAACCAAUUAAAUUAAUUAAUGGAUUCUGAUUUUGCUCAUGAGUGAUUUAAGGGUUUAACUGUAAUUAUUUCAAAAUAGUAAAAAAGUUUUAAAGAUUUCCACUAUGAUAAUGAUACACAUUAUGCUUGUCCACUUUAUUUAAAAAAAAACACUUUUGAAAACUAUCAUAGUGAAAUUUUAUUUUAUUUACAGGUAAAAGUGUUUCACUAGAUUUAACAGUUCUCAAGUUCUCUUACUUUUCACUUUACUUGCCAACUCUAAGCACGGAUGUGAGGAUAGUUUAAAGUUGUUUUUGAAAAAUAUCUGUGGAAUGAAAAUGAUGACAAAUCAACAGAAGUAGAGAUUUUUUUAAUUUAGAGUCACUUGUAUAAAUCAGGUAGCGUAGUCAAAUAUUUAUAUAACAAAUCCCAGAGAUAUAUUUAAAGGUAUUAUUUCUCUGUAAUGAAACAUGUUUAUAACAAACCCCAGCGACAAAAGAGAACUGUGUUUGUGUGUUCAUAGUAUUUAAAAUGUGUUUUGCUGUAUACAGUCAUGUAAAACAGGUUAAGUAUCGGCACACACAACUAUGUAUUCCUGCCAUAUCAAAUCAUUGGGUCGAUGUUUGAUGAUACAGGGUGGCGUGGUUUUUUUUCAAUUUUCCAUUUUAUUUUUUACUGGUAUGCACAUCACGUAGAAAUCUAACACUAGUAGUUUUUGCACACACAAUUUUAAUAUAUAUUUUUUAUUUUGAUUUAAUAAUAUAUUUGAUUAAGUAGUUAAAUAUUUUGUAUACCAAAGAUGGAUGUGCAAAAUUAUAGGAAAAUUAUAGGAAGACAAUUUAUUUACACUAAUUUACCCCCAAAAAAAUGUAUUCUUAUGAUAUUUUAAUACAUAACAAACAGUAAAUUAAAAAAGAAAUUGACAACUCUGUCUUACCGAGACAUAUUGUCCUGCUGAAAUAGUAGACCAGCAAGAAGGAUUGAGAUAGCAGCUCCAUCAGUGUUGAUUAUUUACUGGCAGUGUAGAAAUAGGGAUAACUUUGACAGUUCAUUUAAAAAAACAAUUGGUGAAUUUCUGGUGAACGAUAAAAUACGAAUUUUUCAAUUUUACAUGGAGGACAACCAAGAGUCAAAACCAACAUGUAUAUGUACUUAAAAUGACCCCUAUUUGACACAAACAUCAUUGUAAAGUCAUACUCUUUGAAGCAUUUUAUCUAAUUGUUGAGGAAAAAGCAGGAUGUAGGAUAUUCUGCUAAUUAAAAUGUAAAAAAUGAGUUUGUCACUGAAAUAGAGAAAAUAAUAUUAUACAGAUAACAACUGAUUUAAAGUGAACACUGCCAUUGCGUCUGGACCCCUGCAAUGAAUCUCAGUCAGAUUGUUAUAAGUUAUGAAUGUGUGAAGAUUUGACUGUUUGACACUCGUAUUAAUGGAAUAUUUGUCUCCCAAAGACUGCAUGCCUGUUUUGUGAAUGUUUUGUUAAAGAAAUUUUAAGGAGAAUUCAAAUUAUUAUCAUUUUAUAAUAUAAAGUAUUAUAAGAUUAC
Messenger RNA from Mizuhopecten yessoensis (Yesso scallop), 3834 nucleotides. Its product is annotated as aspartate--tRNA ligase, cytoplasmic-like. The record is from RefSeq and is a predicted model, not a curated record. The coding region runs from base 108 to 1517 and encodes 469 amino acids. The transcript has 14 exons. Gene Ontology annotation, cellular component: cytosol; aminoacyl-tRNA synthetase multienzyme complex; cytoplasm. Gene Ontology annotation, biological process: aspartyl-tRNA aminoacylation. NCBI's taxonomy places the organism in Eukaryota, Metazoa, Mollusca, Bivalvia, Pectinida, Pectinidae. Gene Ontology annotation, molecular function: aspartate-tRNA ligase activity; RNA binding; ATP binding.